AUGCAUGCAUUUUUCUUGUUUCUAGGUGGUUGUUCCUUUGAUGAGCACUACAGUAAUUGUGGUUAUAGUGUGGCCUUGGGAACCAAUGGAUUUACCUGGGAGCAGAUCAAUACCUGGGAAAAGCCAACGAUGGAUCCUGCAGUCCCAACUGGCUCCUUCAUGAUGGUGAACAGCUCUGGACGGGCAUCUGGGCAGAAAGCUCACUUGCUUUUGCCCACGUUGAAGGAAAAUGACACACACUGCAUCGACUUCCAUUAUUACUUAUCCAGCAGAGAUCGCUCGAGUCCUGGCUCUCUGAAUGUCUACGUGAAAGUGAAUGGAGGACCACAGGGCAAUCCCAUAUGGAAUGUCUCAGGGGUUGUUACAGAAGGAUGGGUGAAAGCAGAACUUGCCAUCAGUACGUUCUGGCCACAUUUUUAUCAGGUGAUAUUUGAAUCUGUCUCUGUGAAAGGACAUCCAGGGUACAUAGCUGUGGAUGAAGUCAGAGUUCUUGCCCAUCCAUGCAGAAAAGCACCUCAUUUCUUACGGCUUCAGAAUGUGGAGGUUAAUGUGGGACAGAACGCAACAUUCCAGUGCAUUGCUGGGGGAAAGUGGUCCCAGCAUGACAAACUCUGGCUCCAGCAGUGGAAUGGGAGGGACACAGCAUUAAUGGUCACUCGAGUCGUCAACCACAGGCGUUUCUCUGCUACGGUCAGCGUUGCUGACACCUCGCAGCGCAGCAUCAGCAAAUACCGCUGUGUCAUUCGUUCAGAUGGUGGAUCUGGAGUUUCCAAUUAUGCAGAAUUAAUAGUGAAAGAACCCCCAACUCCUAUUGCCCCUCCUGAACUGCUGGCUGUUGGAGCCACCUACCUGUGGAUCAAACCCAACGCCAAUUCCAUCAUCGGAGACGGGCCCAUCAUACUGAAAGAGGUGGAGUAUCGGACAACCACUGGGAACUGGGCAGAAACACACAUUGUGGACUCUCCCAAUUACAAACUGUGGCAUCUGGACCCAGAUGUGGAGUAUGAGAUCAGAGUGCUGCUGACUCGCCCUGGAGAAGGAGGCACAGGGCCACCUGGACCGCCACUCACAACAAGGACAAAAUGUGCAGAUCCUGUUCAUGGACCACAGAAUGUAGAAGUUGUUGAUAUCCGUUCCCGGCAGCUGACAUUGCAGUGGGAGCCCUUUGGUUAUGCGGUGACCCGCUGCCACAGCUACAAUCUCACAGUCCAGUACCAGUAUGUCUUUAACCAGCAAAAAUUUGAGGCAGAGGAACUCAUCCAAACAUCUUCCCACUAUACCUUGCGAGGUCUUCGGCCGUUCAUGACCAUCAGGCUGAGACUGGCCCUUUCUAAUCCGGAAGGCAAAAUGGAGAGUGAGGAGCUGGUUGUGCAGACUGAGGAGGAUGUUCCUGGACCUGUUCCCUUGGAAUCCAUCCAGGGAGGACCUUUUGAAGAGAAGAUCUAUGUUCAGUGGAAGCCUCCAAAUGAGACAAAUGGCAUCAUUACACUUUAUGAGAUUACUUACAAGGCCGUUGGGUCUCUGGAUCCCAGUGCUGACCUGGCCAGCCAAAGAGGGAAGGUCUUCAAACUAAGGAAUGAAACACAUCACCUCUUUGUAGGAUUAUACCCAGGGACAACGUAUUCAUUCACCAUCAAAGCCAGCACAGUGAAGGGCUUUGGGCCACCCAUCACAACACGGAUUGCAACUAAGAUUUCAGCACCAUCGAUGCCAGAGUACGACACGGACUCGCCCUUGAAUGAGACAGACACCACCAUCACUGUCAUGCUGAAGCCUGCUCAGUCCCGGGGAGCCCCUGUCAGUGUCUAUCAACUCGUUGUCAAGGAGGAGAAGCUGCAGAAAGCUCGCAGAGCUGCAGACAUCAUUGAAUGCUUCUCCAUCCCAGUGAGCUACAAGAACGCCUCCAGCCUUGACUCACCUCACUACUUUGCAGCCGAGCUGAAGCCCAUCAACCUGCCCGUCACACAGCCCUUCACCGUGGGCGACAACAAGACCUACAAUGGCUACUGGAAUGCUCCUCUUUCUCCCCUGAAAAGCUACAGCAUAUACUUUCAGGCUCUUAGCAAGGCAAACGGCGAAACAAAAAUCAACUGCGUCCGGCUGGCAACUAAAGGAGCUUCCACCCAGAAUUCCAAUGCAGUGGAGCCAGAAAAGCAAGUUGACAGCACAGUGAAAAUGGCUGGAGUUAUAGCUGGGCUUCUGAUGUUUGUUAUUAUUCUCUUAGGAGCAAUGCUUACCAUCAAGAGAAGAAGAAAUGCAUACUCCUACUCCUAUUACUUGCAUUCAAGCCAAUGUUUUAGGGGCCUCUCUGUCUUCUACAGGACCAGGAAGCUAGCCAAGAAGCAGAAGGAGACUCAGACCAGCACACAGAGAGAGAUGGGUCCCGUGGCCGCUUCAGACAAGGCCUCUACCAAACUCAGCGCUGUUCACAAUGAAGAAGCUUUCUCUUCCAGCUGCCAAGAUGUUAAUGGAUUCACAUCACCCUCUCCUUGUUCAUUUUCUGUCCAAAGCAAAACCCUUCAGAGCAAAUCUUUGUUGAAUUCCUACUACUCAGUAUCAUCAGACACAGUUCCAUCGACCACGCUGUUAGGUAAGACAGACAGUAGCCAUGGAGAGAUGACUCAGCCAACCUUGACUAUCCAGACCCACCCGUAUCGGAGCUGCGAACCAGUGGAAAUGUCCUACCCACGGGGGCAGUUCCAGCCAGCCAUCCGAGUGGCCGACCUGCUGCAGCACAUCACCCAGAUGAAACGUGGACAGGGCUAUGGAUUUAAAGAGGAAUAUGAGGCAUUACCUGAGGGGCAGACGGCAUCCUGGGAUACAGCCAAGGAAGAUGAAAAUCGCAAUAAGAAUAGAUAUGGAAACAUAAUCUCCUAUGAUCAUUCAAGAGUGAGAUUGCAGCUGCUGGAUGGGGACCCUCACUCUGACUACAUCAACGCCAAUUACAUAGAUGGGUACCACCGGCCUCGUCAUUACAUUGCAACUCAAGGGCCGAUGCAAGAGACAGUGAAGGAUUUCUGGAGAAUGAUUUGGCAAGAAAACUCUGCAAGCGUUGUCAUGGUCACCAACUUGGUGGAAGUGGGCAGGGUGAAAUGUGUUCGGUACUGGCCAGAUGACACAGAGGUCUAUGGGGAUAUUAAAGUCACAUUAAUUGAGACAGAACCACUGGCAGAGUAUGUCAUACGCACAUUUACUGUACAAAAGAAAGGCUACCAUGAGAUCCGAGAGAUUCGGCAGUUCCACUUCACCAGCUGGCCAGACCACGGGGUUCCUUGCUAUGCCACGGGCCUCCUGGGCUUUGUUCGGCAAGUAAAGUUCCUCAACCCCCCAGAGGCAGGACCCAUCGUUGUGCACUGCAGUGCUGGGGCUGGGAGAACAGGGUGCUUCAUUGCCAUUGACAUCAUGCUUGACAUGGCAGAGAACGAAGGUGUGGUUGAUAUAUUUAACUGCGUGCGAGAGCUGCGCUCCCAGAGGGUCAAUUUGGUGCAGACAGAGGAACAGUAUGUAUUUGUCCAUGAUGCCAUUUUGGAGGCAUGUCUCUGCGGCAACACGGCCAUUCCAGUUUGUGAGUUCAGAUCCAUAUAUUACAACAUCAGCAGGAUAGAUCCACAGACCAAUUCCAGCCAGAUAAAAGAUGAGUUUCAGACUCUCAAUAUUGUGACACCGCGGGUUCGGCCAGAGGACUGCAGCAUCGGCCUUUUGCCGAGGAACCAUGACAAGAACCGCUGCAUGGACGUGCUGCCCUUGGACCGGAGCCUGCCCUUCCUCAUCUCUGUGGAUGGCGAAUCCAGUAACUACAUCAAUGCUGCGCUCAUGGAUAGCCACAAGCAACCUGCUGCCUUUAUUGUAACCCAGCACCCUUUGCCCAACACCGUAGCAGACUUCUGGAGGCUGGUGUUUGAUUAUAACUGCUCCUCCGUAGUGAUGCUGAAUGAGAUGGAUGCUGCACAGCUCUGUGUGCAGUACUGGCCAGAGAAGACGUCCUGUUGCUAUGGCCCAAUUCAAGUAGAGUUUGUUUCAGCAGACAUCGAUGAAGACAUCAUCAACCGGAUAUUCCGGAUCUGCAACAUGGCCAGGCCCCAGGAUGGCUAUCGCAUCGUUCAGCACCUGCAGUACAUUGGCUGGCCAGCAUACCGGGACACCCCUCCAUCCAAACGCUCACUGCUGAAGGUGGUCAGGAGGCUGGAGAAGUGGCAGGAGCAGUACGAUGGGAGGGACGGCCGCACUGUGGUCCACUGCCUGAACGGUGGGGGACGAAGUGGCACCUUCUGUGCCAUCUGCAGUGUGUGUGAAAUGAUUCAACAGCAAAAUAUCAUUGACGUGUUCCACAUAGUGAAAACGUUACGGAAUAACAAGUCCAACAUGGUGGAGUCACUGGAACAGUAUAAAUUUGUAUAUGAGGUUGCACUGGAAUACUUGAGCUCCUUUUAG
Messenger RNA from Centrocercus urophasianus (Greater sage-grouse), 4431 nucleotides. It is a transcript of the gene PTPRT, whose product is annotated as protein tyrosine phosphatase receptor type T. The transcript has 33 exons. The record is from RefSeq and is a predicted model, not a curated record. Gene Ontology annotation, molecular function: protein tyrosine phosphatase activity; protein binding. Gene Ontology annotation, biological process: protein dephosphorylation. Gene Ontology annotation, cellular component: membrane. Bases 1 to 4431 code for a protein of 1476 amino acids. NCBI's taxonomy places the organism in Eukaryota, Metazoa, Chordata, Aves, Galliformes, Phasianidae.